Molecule: messenger RNA, 339 nt
Organism: Acanthamoeba castellanii str. Neff
Lineage: Eukaryota; Discosea; Longamoebia; Acanthamoebidae
Exons: 5
Coding region: 1-339 (112 amino acids)
Source: RefSeq, a predicted model, not a curated record
AUGUUGUGUUCUACGCAGAUCUUGCAGUUGACGCUCCUCAAUCAUGAGCGCAUCCACAUUCCCGUGUUGACCGAUGCUUGCUUGGACCUCGGCAGACAAGGCGAUGAACUGCAUGUCGAGGUGAAACGGGGGAAAGGCGUCUGCUUCUCUGAGCAUGAUCACAGUGAACUCUUCGUGUUCAAGUACUUUGCCUCCAUCGCCAAAGGCUGCGCCAGCCUACCUGAGUGCGAGGCCCUGCUCAUGCAGCUCGGGUCCGGAUUGCCUUUGAGCCUCCUGUGCCAGCUGACCAACACGGGCCACCUCAACUUCUUCCUCGCGCCACUCAUCCAAACCAACUGA